GAUGACGUUGAUGUUUGACAUAAUCUGUCAAUAAAAUUUAAACGAACAUGGAAAAAUUAUUCACAUUUCCGUUUUUAUUGCUUGAAAUACCGAAUAUUAAAUUAAAAAGGCCGUCAUGGCUUCAUCAACCUUCACCGAAAACAAUGUUUGCGAUAGUUUUGUUAUCGUACUUUUUGGUUACCGGAGGAAUCAUUUAUGAUGUUAUUGUGGAACCUCCAAGCGUAGGAUCAACCACGGAUGAACACGGACAUUCUAGACCGGUAGCUUUUAUGCCUUACCGUGUUAAUGGUCAAUAUAUUAUGGAAGGAUUAGCAUCAAGCUUUUUGUUUUCAAUGGGUGGGUUAGGGUUUAUAGUUUUGGAUGGAAUCCAUUCGCCGUUAACCCCAAAAUUAAACAGAUUAAUGUUGACCGGGGUUGGGUUUAUUUGCGUUUUGGUGUCGUUUUUUACAACGUGGGUGUUUAUGAGAAUGAAAUUACCCGGUUAUUUGCAAUCAUAAUCACAAUUAUGGAUUUUUUUUAAAUGAAAAUUAAUUAAAGAAAUGAUUAAGUCGAA
Messenger RNA from Onthophagus taurus, 553 nucleotides. RefSeq names its product oligosaccharyltransferase complex subunit ostc. The record is from RefSeq and is a predicted model, not a curated record. Lineage: Eukaryota; Metazoa; Arthropoda; Insecta; Coleoptera; Scarabaeidae. Gene Ontology annotation, cellular component: oligosaccharyltransferase complex.